GCGCACACCCCUGCCCAGCCGCCCUCGCGAGGCCGAAGCUUGAGCGGCGAAGCCGAGGCGGGAGCCGGGAGUGCGGCCGGCAUGGAGGCGCUGCUGCUGGGCGCGGGGCUGCUGCUGGGCGCCUACGUGCUAGUCUACUACAACCUGGUGAAGGCCCCGCCGUGCGGCUGCAUCGGCAGCCUGCGAGGCCGCACGGCUGUGGUCACCGGCGCCAACAGCGGCAUCGGGAAGAUGACGGCGCUGGAGCUGGCCCGCCGAGGAGCGCGCGUGGUGCUGGCCUGCCGCAGCCGGGAGCGCGGGGAGGCGGCCGCCUUCGACCUCCGCCAGGAGAGUGGGAACAAUGAGGUAAUCUUCAUGGCCUUGGAUUUGGCCAGUCUGGCCUCAGUGCGGGCCUUUGCCACUGCCUUCCUGGGCUCUGAGCCACGGCUGGACAUCCUCAUCCACAAUGCGGGGAUCAGUUCCUGUGGCCGGAGGAAGGAGACCUUUAACCUGCUGCUGCGGGUAAACCACAUUGGUCCUUUUCUGCUGACACACUUGCUGCUGCCCCACCUGAAGUCAUGUGCUCCCAGUCGUGUGGUGGUGGUGUCUUCAGCUGCCCACCAGCGUGGGCGCCUUGACUUCACUCGUCUGAACCGCCCAGUGGUGGGCUGGCGGCAGGAGCUGCGGGCAUAUGCUGACAGCAAGCUGGCCAACGUACUGUUUGCCCGGGAGCUCGCCACCCAGCUUGAGGGCUCUGGUGUUACCUGCUAUGCAGCCCACCCAGGGCCUGUGAACUCCGAGCUGUUCCUACGCCACCUUCCUGGAUGGCUGCGUCCCAUGUUGUGCCCACUGGCUUGGCUGGUGCUCCGGGCACCCCAAGGGGGUGCUCAGACACCUCUGUACUGUGCAUUGCAGGAGGGCAUUGAGCCUCUUAGUGGGAGAUAUUUUGCCAACUGUCAUGUGGAAGAGGUACCCCCAGCUGCCCGAGAUGACCCAGCUGCCCACAGGCUAUGGGAAGCCAGCAAGAAGCUGGCAGGGCUUGGGCCUGGGAAGGAUGAAGACCCUGAUGAAGAACCCCAGCCUGAGGAUUCAGGAGCCCUGUCUUCUCUGAGUACCUCCCGCCCUAAGAAACCCAGGGUUUCUGGACUUUCUCAUGCCCCUGGGGGCUUACCAGACUUGUCUAAAUUGACACAGCAAAUUCAGGUGAAGGCUGAACCUACACACCAACUUUCCUAACCCCCAGGUUGGGAUGCUUUCUUAUAGUACUGUGGGACCCUCCCGAAAACCUGAGCUGUGUGCCUGGGCACUAAGGGGUUGCCAUUUUACCUUGGUGGUCACUUUCUGGAACCUCUAAGUUGUGUCCUGGACAGCACUUUUCCUGGUGCUAGGAGAUAAUGAAUAGCUGUUACUUCCUGAGAGGCACAAUAACCCCAGGAUUCGAGGGUGGUAUGCCAGAUCUUGCAACCCUACCGGGAGUGAUUCUAACCGUUCCGGGGCAGGGCCAGGGAUUUUUCGAUUGAAGCACUGCCAAUGUUACUGAACUGAGCUCUUUGCAUCCAUCCAGCUAGGUGGUUAAUUUAUCCCCAUUCUAGGGAGGCAAGAUUAGGAAUGGACUCAGAGCAGGGACUGGAUUUUAACCCAGGGGUCUGAUCUCCGGACCCACUGCUGCAAGGUGGGUGCCGUGUGGUGAGGUAGCCCAGAGCGUUACUACUGAGGUGCCCCGAGGGCACAGGAGGAGCCUUUCAAGGUGCUUAAGGGCCAAGCCCCUCGAUACAAAGCCCCCUCUAAUAAAGCGAGUUGACUGGA
Molecule: messenger RNA, 1785 nt
Organism: Nannospalax galili (Upper Galilee mountains blind mole rat)
Lineage: Eukaryota; Metazoa; Chordata; Mammalia; Rodentia; Spalacidae
Gene: Dhrs13
Product: dehydrogenase/reductase 13
Exons: 5
Coding region: 82-1215 (377 amino acids)
Source: RefSeq, a predicted model, not a curated record